Adineta steineri is the source of this 628-nucleotide messenger RNA. Lineage: Eukaryota; Metazoa; Rotifera; Eurotatoria; Adinetida; Adinetidae. The record is from the annotation of a GenBank genome assembly.
AUGGAUACGAGUGCAACGUACACUCUUGAAGAAUGUGUGAAUUAUAUUGGCUUGGGAAAAUUUCAAUGGCGUUUGUUUUCAAUUAUUAGCUUUAGUACGAUGGCGGAUGCAGCAGAAGUGUUGCUUUUAAUAAUUUUAGGACCAGCGUUACAGUGUUAUUGGCCUCACAUAACAGAUAUUCGUAUAGCUGCAUUAACUACAUGUGUUUUUAGUGGAACGUUGUGUGGAGGAUUUAUACUUGGUCUUAUUGCUGAUAAGUAUGGACGACGUAGAGUAAUUGUGACAUGUGCUAUAAUAGUUUCUUUAUCUGGAAUGCUUACAGCAUUCGCGCCAAGCUAUAACUAUGUACUGUUAACCGUAUUCAUUGUCGGAGUUGGUAUUGGAGGUCUUAAUCAAGGUAAUAAUUUAAUGUUAGAAUAUUUACCAUCAUCAUCGCGUGCAAUGCUAGUUGUUGCUAUUCAAUUAUUUUGGGCAUUCGGCGAUAUUUAUGAAUAUGUUUUGGGUAUGAUUAUUAUGCCAUCAUAUGGAUGGCGUGUAUUAACACUUCUUACAGCAUUACCUUUAUUCGUUAUUCUUAUUGGUAUGUAUUAUAUCACUGAAUCACCGCGAUUUUAUGUUGCAAGUGGUC